Messenger RNA from Amphiprion ocellaris (clown anemonefish), 3229 nucleotides. Its product is annotated as ankyrin repeat and SOCS box protein 15-like. Gene Ontology annotation, molecular function: protein binding. Gene Ontology annotation, biological process: intracellular signal transduction. Bases 98 to 1855 code for a protein of 585 amino acids. NCBI's taxonomy places the organism in Eukaryota, Metazoa, Chordata, Actinopteri, Pomacentridae. The transcript is spliced from 10 exons. The record is from RefSeq and is a predicted model, not a curated record.
CCAAUGUGCUCCUGCAGGCAGGGCUGCAAAGCAUCUGAAAGCAGGUCACACCUAGAUAUAAAAACAGUGUGUGCUGUUAGUAGAGUUUCACCCAUCAAUGUGUGCUGCUAACAUACCUGACAGAGUGAUGAACACUUAUGAAGAUUACAAUGAAGAGGAGCUCAGUGACUACAUCAUCCAGCUUAGUAUUCAAGAGUCUUGUCAAGAUGCUUUUCUGAAAGCCAGUGCCAGUUUAGCAGCAGCGACUGAUGAAAAUCUCAGAGUGCUGGCAGCAAUCGAACAAGGUGAGGUCUUGGUGCUCAGGGAGAUGCUGAGACACACUUUUGCCUUCAGGGAAUCAGACAGUCGUGGCUGGCUUCCCCUUCAUCGAGCUGCAUCCCAGCCAGUCGCAGAGGUUCUGGACACCGUCCUGAGAUUGGCAGCUCAGGGGCUCAGUCUGGAGGAGAGGACAGUGAUGGGAGGAGAGACGGCGCUGACACUGGCAGUUAAAGCAGGCCUGGGGCAGAAUGUGAAGAGCCUGCUGGAGCAUGGAGCCUCGCCUCACAACACCAACAGCAAAAACGAGUCUCCGCUGCUGCUGGCCGUGAGGGCUGGUUCCUAUGAGAUGACGUACACACUGGUGGCUCAUGGUGCUUGGGUGGAGCAGGUCUGCCGAAAGCGGUGGACAGCCAUGCAUGAGGCAGCCAAGGGUGGCAAUGUGGACAUCCUGAUGCUGCUGCUGAGAAACGGUGGCCGGGUGAACCACAGAGAUGUGACGGGAGUAACACCGCUGGCUGUGGCUGCAGAGUACGGACACUUCCACAUCACUGAGAUCCUGCUGAACUGUGGUAGUCAAGUAAACUCUCAGGCUUGUAAUGGGGAAAGUGUCCUGCUGGAUGCAGCUGGGUCAGGAAACCUCUCUUGCAUUCAGCUGCUGCUAGACAACGGAGCAAACCCCAACCUGCCCAGCGUCACUGGACACCUGCCCAUCCACAAGGCAGCGUAUGCCGGACACUACGAUGCUCUGAAAAUGCUGAUCCCACUGACCACCAAGACGGCCAUUAAAGAGGCAGGUCUGAGCCCAGUCCACUCAGCUGCAGAGGGAGGUCACAGACACUGUCUGCGUCUCCUGCUGGCCUACGGGUUCGAUGUCAACUACCGCAUGAACACCAGAAACUCUGAAAAUUACCGGGACAUGAGGAGAAGUGCCUUGUACUUUGCUGUCUCCAAUGGGGAUGUUGAGUCUACCAAAAUGCUGCUGGCAGCAGGGGCGAAGACAGACCUAGACCCACUGUGCUGCCUCCUGGUGGCAGUCAGAUCAGGCCGCUAUGAGAUUGUGAAGCUGCUGCUAGCUGCCAAAGCAGAUGUGAAUUGUUACUUCACAGUAGUGAGUGACACAGUGUUUCCCACAGCGCUGCAGUACUGCCUGAAAGACGAGGUGAUGAUGAGGCUGCUGCUCAACAAUGGCUACAAGGUGGAGAGAUGUUUUCACUGUUACCACGACAAUGCAUUUGAUCCUGCAGAUGACGUGGAGGGGAAAAUUCCUUUCUGUGAGUUCAUGAGUCUCUGCUGCCUCAUGCAUCUGUCUGGGAGCGUGGUUCGAAUUCUGCUGGAUUAUGUCAGCUACGUCUACAUCUGCUCCAAACUCAGGCUCAUCCUGCAGAAACAGACAGAGUGGCCUGAGAUAUGUGAAAUCCUCAGCAAUCCUCGCUCCCUUGGGCACCUCUGCAGACUGGAGAUCAGGAAGAUCUUGACCCUGAAGAAACUCAACAACCCUGAAGUCAUGAACUCACAAGGUUUCCCUCCAAGACUGAAAAGUUUUAUACUGUAUGAGGAGCUCGAUCUCUACAGCAAGGUCCCUGAACGCAUUAUGUGAAGAUCUGCGGAUUUCCCGCAGGUGUUCUGUUUGUUUCAGACUAAUGUUGUUGAUGUAUUUUUUUAAAUCUCUGGUUUUGAUAAUGUUUCUUUAUAAGUACUUUUUACUCCGCCAAGGAAUGCGGUGGAGUUAUGUGGCGAUCAGCAUACAUGAAUCUGUCUGUGCAUAACAUUACUCAAAAACAGACUGACAACGGAUUUGGAUGAAAUUUUCAGGAAAGGUCAGAAAUGACACAAGAACCUCCUCAUCAGAUUUUGGCAUUAAUGACAAUGUGCUAUUUUUACUUAUGUGACGAUCGGCGUAAAUUUGUCUGUCUGUUCGCAACAUUGCUCAAAAACAGAAUAACGGAUUUGGAUGAAAUUUUCAGGGAAGGUCAGAAAUGAAGACAAGGACCAUGUGAUUAGAUUUUGGCAGUGAUACAGCUUAUAACCUGGAUCCACUGAUUUGUAAAAUAUUUCUGUAUCAUUGCGAAAUAGCGGCACAGCAUCACUGCAACUGUGACUACGAGUGAACACUGUGUCAGCAGACUACUGAGGAUCGCAUGAUUGUGAUCCUAUUACAAAUCGACCACUGCAGAUUUAUCGCGAGUUAUCCGUCGGACGUGAAACAAGGAACAAUUGAUUAAAUUGUGGAGGUGUUUCUGAGUCCCAUCAAUUCCCACAAUUCCUGCACAUUUAGAUCAGGCAAUUUGGUAUCCGUACGUAACGUACACAUGCAUAACACUUGCCUGUGCUCAACGCAAGGUCAUUUUGUUUGUAGGUACAGCUAUAUUAAAUGAUCACAUUCUAUGUAGCUGUGAUUUCUGAUCAUCAAUAACUAAUAAAUAAACAAAUGUUGCAUUUCUAAAAAAAAAAAAAAAAAGCUGUAUUUCUGACAGACAUAUGGGGAAAUGAACAACCUUGGUAGAGUACUGCACUUUCUGAGUGCUUUUCUAGUUGUUUCCUGUUUUAAUGUGUGGAAGGCUAAAGUCUCCUCAUGGUUCCACGCAGAUUUUAUGUUUUUUGAUGAUAACAUGUGAAACUGACAAACAAAAAAAGAAAUUGAAAGACAUUUUGCUGCUUAUAUUCAUUAAAAAAUCAUACUGAAGGAUGAUUCAUGGAAGAUGAUACCAAAAAAAAAGACAUUUUAUUCUUCUCAUUUAUUUUUGCCUCGUCAUGGCCACCCAAUGAUAAAUACAGCAUGAAGGAAUGUUCUAUAAAAUAUGACUAAAACACCGUAUUCUGAAUUGUAUGUGUCAAUUGUGACCAAUACUAUGUUUACAAUCCCUCCCGAACAUGAAAAAUAAGUCAGAAAUGUGAAACAUAGAUUUUAUUCUUUGCAAAUAAGAUUAAGCCCAAAGCAUUUUCAUAAAUAAAAGCCUUGGUUUGUAUUGUA